CGCAGACGGACUGAAGCAACAUGACAGCAGCGGGUGAAAACAUGAGUGUGAAUGUGGCUGAAGAUGAAAACAUGAGUGUGCGCGUGUCUAAAGGAGCAGAAAGUGACGAAGAGGUCAAACUACAGGUGCUAAAAGGUGCAGCGUUCCUGACCACGGUGGCGUCAGUGGGGAUGAUCGCAGGAUUUGGAUCCACUUUGGCGCUGGCCAAGAAGAAAAGCCCAGGCUGGUUCAGUAAGGGAGUUGCAGGAACGGCGGCGGCCCCCGAGAGCGGAGCGUCUCUGGCCCUCAGAGCUCUGGGGUGGGGCUCUCUGUACGCCUGGUGUGGAGUCGGCCUGCUCAGUUUCACGGUGUGGAAAGUCCUCGGCGUUCACAGCUUGUCAGAGUUCAGACAGAAGAUGCAGUCCUUCUUCCCGUCCAUCCCAAAGACCCCCGAGGCUGCAGCUGGACCUGAACCUCUGGACUGGGACUCGGUCUUCAAGUCAAAGUGACCUGCAGCUGGACCUGAACCUCUGGACUGGGACUCUGUCUUCAUGUCAAAGUCCUGCAGCUGGAGGACGAAUCAGUGAGAGGACACAGAGACUGAAACAAUCGCUGACGUGUUCCUGAAGAGACUGAGCAGAGACUGGAGAAUCCUCCGGACCAGUUUGUUCCCAGUCUGGUUCCCAGUCUGGUUACCAGUCUGGUUCCCAGUCUGGUUCCCAGCAGCCCUCCUGGGUGAAGAUGGUUGUGUAUAUUUGUAAAGACGUGCGUUUGAUUUUGUGUCUUGGUUUGUUUUAUUUAUGAACUUUGUGUGAAGAAAAUAAAUGAGACAUUAAUUUAAGAGCAGC
Molecule: messenger RNA, 827 nt
Organism: Epinephelus moara (kelp grouper)
Lineage: Eukaryota; Metazoa; Chordata; Actinopteri; Perciformes; Serranidae
Gene: tmem242
Product: transmembrane protein 242
Exons: 4
Coding region: 21-488 (155 amino acids)
Source: RefSeq, a predicted model, not a curated record